ACGCAGACACCUACAUUCCAAUCAAGAAGAGAGUCGAUCAUUUGACCACGAGAAGCAAUAUCUACGAACAUCGUACAGGAACGUUUCAGAUCCGUUGGUCAAGCAGCCUCUAAAGCGAUAAAGGAAGGGCAGGAAAACGCUGUAUCAAGAUGCAAGUUGCAUUUCUUUAUUUUGCGAUCGCAUAUGUCUUCUUUCACACGGUAGUGACCGCGGAACAAACACUGGCAAAACAAAACGAUCCUUGUCGGAACGUUUUCUGCACCAAAGGGCGCAUGUGCGUCGUAAACGAAGACCGUUCCACUAAGUGUGUGUGCCCAGACUCCUGUCCUGACGAGUACAAUCCUGUGUGCAGCGUGUACCUGAGAGAAUUCAGCAACACGUGUGAACUACACAAGUUUGCUUGUCGCAUUGGUAUCAUGAUGGGAAUUGAACGGAGAGGAAAGUGCGAUGUUAAAGGAAGUGGUUGGGAGCCGUGCCCAGUCUCCCGUCUUCUGCAGUUCCAUGAUCGAUAUCUGGAGUACCUGAUGGUGGCAAGAGAACUGGAACUGAACCCAGACUUUACACUAGGAUCGAAAAGGCUCGAUUCGUUGACGUAUGAGGAACGCCAGGCAGUCAUCGAGUGGGAAUUUUACAGCCAGGAUAAGAACCAUAACGAUAUUCUUGACGAAGACGAGAUCGAGUCAAUGAUCGACCGAGAUGAAGACUGUAUGGUCGGAUUCAUGAAGUCGUGUGACUACGAUCAUCAAAAAGGAAUUAGCAUUAGGGAAUGGAACACUUGCUUCCCGCCAGUGGCCGUCGAAGCCAGCCGGGAGUCUGUGGCAUGGUAAAAUACAAGAAAUGCAGAAUAGAUUUAAGGCUGGAGGAGAGAACAAAAACGAAAGUGAAGCAAGAAGACCUGUAAUUAAUUUUUACUGUCGAAAGGGUUAUUCUUGUCAGGUUUAAGUACGUAGUCAAUAAAGAAUUUUAAAAACUGUAA
Orbicella faveolata is the source of this 976-nucleotide messenger RNA. Its product is annotated as testican-3-like. Gene Ontology annotation, biological process: anatomical structure development. The record is from RefSeq and is a predicted model, not a curated record. NCBI's taxonomy places the organism in Eukaryota, Metazoa, Cnidaria, Anthozoa, Scleractinia, Merulinidae. Gene Ontology annotation, molecular function: collagen binding; protein binding; extracellular matrix binding.